AUGUGGCGUGGUGAAGCUGUGCGAAAUUCCAUGUCAGACCCCACGACUGUCCCAAGUGUGAUAGUGGAUGGAUACGAAAUUGAUGAUUGUGAAGUUCCUGAACUAAAUGACUAUCCGUUCACGAAUGGAAGUCACUCAGACGAUUGUGAGACGACCUCGAAAUCUGAGAAGCAUGAAAGAUUGGAGAAUUUUUCUGAAGACGGAAAAGAAUCGAGCGAAUCCUCGGAAAAUGGAAACACUGCUGAAAGCUCUUUCUUGGAAACUCGCGCGUCUGUCGAAAAUCCAUCAAUAUUGAAGGGGGAAUCAGAUUCUGUGAAUCCUUACCAUGCAGACAUCAGAGUUGACGAAAAUCAUGACGCUAUGAGUGAGGCGGACCUGACCAUUGUGGAUGAUGGUGUUAAUGACCUUGAGAUUUCUUGUGACGACGAUGAUUUCGGAAACUUUGAGGGAGCAAAUUUAUUUGAAUCUCCUUGUAAAUAUGCUUAUGAAGAGAAAAAAUCUCUGUUCGACUCAGAUGCGAUUUCGGUGGAGAAUCUCCCUGCUGUGAACUGCGAGGAAGAUUUCGGAGAUUUUGAAGUUGCUGAAGAUGUCCCAGAGGUUCAUGAAUUAGAAGCAAGAACGAUACAGGUCAAACCGAUUUGGGAACGUGUGUUCUCUGAAGAUGCGGCUUGUGGAUCUCUACCAGACGCGGAAAUUAAAAAUUUGAACAGUUCAGGGGUGCUUUCGGACGAUUUUGGCUCUGUGUUGUGGGACACGGAUAAGGCCUCAGGUUUCAAAAUCUCUUGGGCAAAAUCGCAAGCUUGGAAAAAUUUGCUCUCAUCUUUGAAAAUGGACGAAAGGGACGCUAUUGCCGUGAAGCAGGCAAAGCAUCUACAUGAUUUCCCCGCGUUUGCUUCUUCGUUGGGAUCGACACCUUUAGAACCUCAAUCCGCGUCCAUGAUACCUGUAGAUUUGAAAGAAUUUUCUAAGGUGGAAGGCCGUUCAGCACCGGAAAAGGUUGAAGUGCCACCGAAGGAUUUCAACUGGGUAUCAAGUGAGCCUACCAACCCUCUGUCAGAGGCGUCUAGGCUGCUCCUGUUGGAUCUGGAAGCUUUGGGUCAACGGUCGGUAGAAAAUGACUUGUCACCGACUUGCACUAUGCCGUUGUUGCACAUUGUUGACGAGUCCGAGGGCUCCAAAGACUUUCUCACGGGUUGGAGUACACCGGUUGAAAGAAGCGGGUCCAACACUGCGUCACCGAACGGUAGUCCGAAGUCAGUGCCUCGUGUGUAUGUUCCGUCGAACUCUCCGCAAAAGUGGAAAGAAAUGGAUUCUCUGAUACUCAAAAUCCCUGAUUUGAAUUAUAUGAGAUCAAAGGUUUGCGCGAAAUGUUUCAAGUUGUUGUCGGAUGAUCCGAAGGAUACGUUACACCGAUCAGAAAUGGAGAUCCAAGAAAGAAAGAAAAUUCUGAAGAUCGCGAGAGAAGAUCUGCGUGAUAAAAAGUUCUCUUCCGUAGUAUCGAGUUGCCGUGGUAUUCUCGAAAAAGAACCUGCGAACUACACAGCAUUAGUAUUAUUAGGAGCCGCGUUACAGGAUACAGCAGAUUACAAUGGAGCUGUGGAUGCCUUCAAGAAAGCCAUCGAAAUCAGUGACGAUCAAGUUACCGCGUGGCAAGGGCUAAGAUUAACUUACGAAUCGAUGCAAAAAAAUAGCAAAGGACUGCCCAAACUUGAGGACCAUUUGGAAGUAAAUCGAAAGUUAGCGACCAUGUUUCCGACUGAUCCGUCCAAAACGGCUGAUGCGAAAUCAAAACUUGUGGACCUUCUCUUGGGGGCGGAUAGAAAAGAAGAAGCUAUCGAUGUACUGAUAGAAGCAGCGAGAUCGGCGCCGGACGAUACAGAUUGGAAGUACAAUUUAUGGUUCAAACUUGUCACUCUAUUGCGACGAAGUGCCCCAGCCAAAUAUGAGCAGCAUUUGAUUGAAGGUCUUAGUUACGUUAUAUCGAAGUCGGAUUCCCCCGCAGAAUCCGCGGGGAAGCCUGAUCUGAGCGAUUACGAGUUACUGUUGGAUCGUCUCAUGCUCUCUGAGGAUUACGGCGCUGUCAUAAAACAGUGCUACAUUUCGUUGAAAGUAUUUCCGAAUGCGAGGAAGCCGGUUGAAAUGCUGUGUAAGAUUUACGUUGAACAAUGGGAGUCGCACGGGAAAACUCUGAAGAUACAGGAUAUUCUGACGCAGACCAAAAUCGUUUCACCGUGGGUCAAUUUAGCGCGAGGAUUUGCCUUUUACGAUUCAAAAAGGUUCGAUAAAGCCCGGACCGCUCUGGAAGCUGGAUUAACGCAACAAAGUUGUCUUCAAGGAAUUCUUGUUUAUGCUGAAGUUCUGCUGGAACUCAAAGACCACAAUGCAGCCUACCAUAUUCUGUCAGGCCCUGGCUCCGAUUUAUUGUCCAAGGCUGACAAUCGCUUGGUGGACAGAUUUAACUCUCUUCUCGUCGAAUCGAUGAUAGCGACUGGGAAACAAGCUCGGUUAAAAUCGGCUAAAAAGUUGAUGAGCGAGGAUGCUAGUUUGAAAAAUGACAUUUCCACGAAAAUUCGCUUGAGCAUCGGGCUUGAAGAUUGGGAGGCUGCUGAGAAACUGCUCAUUGACGUGCCAGAUUCACCGGAGAAGGUUUUGAUGCAAUUCAAGGUCUUAAGUGGGCUUCGGAAUUUUGAAAGUGCUAUGCAAAGCUUGAAUGCAUUUGUGAAUGACGUAGAAAUUGCACCGCGUUAUAGAGUUGAAGCUUUGAUUUGCCUAGGUGAAGCCGAAGUACAACUCGAUCACCAUGACGCUGCCUUGACAUACUUUUUGAGGGCGGCUAAGUUGGACCCACGAGACCCGUCAGCUUUCUGUCGUCUAGGACAUUUUUAUUUGAAGAAAAACGAUGUUGAUCGAGCCAAAAAAUGCUUCACACGUGCUGCCCUACUGAGCCCGAACGAUGUGGAAGUCAGGAUUGCAUUAUCGGAUUGUGCUGUGAAAAUUAAAGAUUUUGACGAAGCGGCAAACAUAUUGGAAGGUAUUUGCUCUGCGUUCACUGUCGAAGAAGUGGAACAUGCGUGGUACAGAUUAGCGGUUGUUCGAAUACAUCAAAAUCGUGGAGUUGAUGCUGUCCAAUCUUUGCAACAAGUGAUUCGGUGUGAUGCGAGCAAUUGGCUCUAUUGGGAAUCACUUGGAGAUGCUUACGUUCUUCGAGGGUCCUACGGCUCAGCGCAUAAAGCUUUCCAAACAGCUUCUGACCUCAACGACAAAUCGAUUUAUGCGUGCUGGGCGUGUGGAGAAAUGCUGAGGAUGCAGAAAGAAUAUGAGCAAGCCGGAGAAUGGUUCAAGAAAGCGUUGGAGAUGGAUGCGGAAUUCCUUCCAGCGCUCGUGAGCGCCGGACAAGCUCUUCUCGGAAAAGCCAUCUCGAUGAAGUCUCAGAUUCUUGAUUCCCGUUCUCGAGAUUUCGUGGAAGAAGCUUUCGUUUUGGUUGAUCGAGCUUUAGGAAUCAACGGGAAGCACAUAACUGUUCUUAAACUUGGUGGCGAUCUCUGUUCACUUUGUUGGUCAAUGAAGCCGGGUUUCGUCGUUACCGUGCCAGGAAGGAUAGUGAACCAAACGUCUCGCAGGAAGACCGUAGAAUUGGUUCACGCAGAUGUAAUUCAAUUAGGGCUUUCUUUUUACCUGCUUUGUGCCCAGUUGGCGCCAAAUCGGGGCGAAGUUUGGCUGGAUAUUGGAAAAGCACUGGCGACGAAAGCAGACUUCGAAAGCGGAGAUAGAGUUCCUAUCAUUUUACAAGCCUUGAAAGCCUUGAAGAAAGGUUUGCAUCUGAAUCCAAGCAUCCCUGCGUUGUGGAACGAUUUAGGCGUUCUUCUGUGUCGAGCGGGACUUCCUUCCUACUUUCAGGUUUCUAACGAAGCCAUGGCGCAACACUGUUUCAUCCAAUCCAUCAAGUUAGAUUCCCGAUGUUCAACAACGUGGUUCAACUUGGGAGUUUUUUACCUUGUUCGUGAUCAGAUUAUUCUGUCAAACAAAGCUUUUGCCAGAGCGCAAGUAUGUGAUCCGGAUGAUGUAAAUGCCUGGGUCGGGAUGGCGAUAAUUUCUGAAAAAGUUGGGAGUUCUAACACGAUGGAUUUGUUGAGGCAUUCUGCCCAAUUGGAUUUCCAUGGAGAGAAUGCACUGAAUUACGCCAAAUGGGUCAUGAAGUACGUCCUGUCGCCGGAUCAAAAGUUCAAGAAGUCGGACGAAUACAGGAUGCAAAUCGAAGUGUUAUAUGCCGUACCGAAAGCUUUCGAAGGGCUAGUUCACUACGUUUCAAGAUUUCCGGAAAAUCCUGAAGCCAUUUUUGCCUUAGGACAAUUGUCGGAAAGACUUGGUCUUCUGAAGCAAGCGAAAGAUAGCUUUUGCGCCGCUAUUAAUCUUGUUAAUUCCAAGAAAGUCGCAGAAAUCUGGGGAAGCGAAGAUGCAUUGUUGAAAAAAUACAGGUUCCACGCUGGCAGAAUCUGCUUCAAACUGGGCGAAUAUUCCGCUGCAGUUGAUUUCUUCCGUGACGAAAAAGAUGCCAAUGUUAAGAAUUAUUGUUGGCUUGGAUUGUCUUUGCUCAAUGGUAAAGAUCCAGUAGGCGCCCAAACGGCCUUCUCCGAUGCCUUGAGAUGUGUUACUGAUCAAGGAACAGCCAAAGCGCAAGUGUACAGCGCCCUUGCCAUCGUUGCUUUUUGUCAGGAAGGUGCGGAAAGCGCGAAGAUGCGCGAAUUGCUUUUGUUGGGAAUGAAAAGUGCUAGUCGGAACGUCGAAACGCUAUUUUCCGCUUGUGCGAUGGGUAUCCUCACUUCUGACGAAGAAUUAAUCCAAGCCGUUCUAAAAGAACUUGAUCAGGAAGCUGAUGUUGGCGAUCGGAGCAUAUUUCCGCGGGUUUGUUUCUUCAAGGCUUGCUGGUGCGUUCUACGUGGCGAUGAAGUUGCAGGUCUACGGGAAUUGUGUCGCGGAAUCCACAAGUACCCGAGCGAGGGUGCGUUGUGGAGCCAUUUAGCAUUGUUCCUUCUCCAGUUUGCGCAGACUAAGCCGAACGCGGUUGCCAGCAGUGCUCGAGUUGCAGCAACGCUUAAUUCUUCUGACCCUAACGCAUUAACAUUGGCAACAUUAGGCUAUUUGAUGGCCGGGAAGCCGACGGAAGCAGCUCGUUGCGCCCAGAUCGCGUGUUUCAUUGCCCCAGACACGGCUGGUAACUGGUGCGCGUUGAUGGCAUCCUUAUAUCCAAGCUGCGGGAAUGACGCGAACAAAUUUGCCUCCUGUACGAGGAUCUUGAGCUUUCUCAAGACUUACGCCAAGUCUCGAGUUGAUCGAGGGGUUAUGAUUCCCGUGGAAGAAAGCUCCACGAAAAAUGACAUCGAAGAUUGCGGACCGACGGAUGUUUCAUUACAUCUAGACGGGGAAGAAUCCGAAAGUCACAGUCCGCGUCGAGACAGCAAUAGUUCUGAAGCUCAAAAACCUUUCAAGAAGCGUCGGCGGAAGCGAGGUCGCACCGCUUCACAGCGUUUCAACUGGGAGGAGAACGAACACUCACCAUCACCUAGCAAGCCGACGAAAGAUUCUGAAAGUAUCAAAGACGGUGACAGUGGGUCUGAAUCAAGCUGCGUUGAAGAACCUGAGCCUGGUGAAAAAAAAGAAGAUUUUAAAACACCCUUGAGAUCCGCGAAACGCAAACGGGGUAAGAAGAAAGUUGUUCUGAGGCCGGCGGAACCCGGUGCGCCUGAGAAUUCGACUCAGUUUAUCAUCGACAGUCACGUGGAAACUUCCGGCUUAUAUUAUGACUUUUCAUCACCCAGCCCAGCGUCGAGAAGGUAUGAAUACGAGCGGCAUAUGCAAGAAAGCUUCGAAAGCGAAUAUUCUUCUGCGCGAGCGAUGGAGUUCGAAAAAAUGACGAGAGAUGAGCUGGUGAAAAAGAUCUCUCAAUUGGAGCGCAAGGAAAACGAACUUCGAAGGGUGAUGGAAUCCUUCGAUCCUCAGGCAAUGGAACGAGAACUUCACGAAACCUUGAUAUCGGCUCAAAGAGAAAAUGCUUCGUUGAAAUCGAAACUGGCAGAAAUGCACGCGAAUCCUGAUCUUUUAGAAGUGGCAUCAGUGUCUUCUGGGUCCGACUCAGAAGAUUCUUCUUCGUCUUCUUCAUCUUCCUCCAGCUCUGAUUCAUCGUCAGAAAGGGAAGACGCGUGA
Molecule: messenger RNA, 6201 nt
Organism: Notodromas monacha
Lineage: Eukaryota; Metazoa; Arthropoda; Ostracoda; Podocopida; Cyprididae
Source: the annotation of a GenBank genome assembly